GCGCGAUCCCCGCCGCCGCCCGCCUCCCCCCGCCCUCGGCCGCCCCUCGCCCGCGCUGCCCGUUCCCGCCGCGCCGAGGAGAUGGCGUCGGGGCUGCGCGCCGCCGGUUUCCCCCCCUGGAAGCGGCACAUCGCGGCGGAGCUGCGGCGGCGGGACCGGCUGCAGCGCCAGGCCUUCGAGGAGAUCAUCGCGCAGUAUAACAAGCUCCUAGAGAAGUCGGACCUUCAUGCAGUGCUGGCUGAUAAGCUUCAAGCAGAAAAAUAUGACUUGCAGAGCAGGCAUGAGAUUAGUCCAGGACAUGAUGGCACGUGGAAUGAUGCUCAGCUGCAGGAACUGGCACAGCUGAAGAUAAAGCAUCAAGAGGAGCUGACAGAGCUGCACAAGAAACGUGGCGAGUUGGCCCAGUCUGUAAUUGAUCUGAAUAACCAAAUGCAGCAGAAGGACAAAGAGAUGCAGAUGAAUGAAGCAAAGAUUGCAGAGUAUUUACAAAAGAUCUCUGAACUGGAAACAGAGUGCCAGGAGUUGCGCAGCAAGCUGCAAGACCUUGAGCGAGCUAAUCAGACGCUGAAGGAUGAGUAUGAUGCUCUCCAGAUCACCUUCAAUGCCCUGGAGGAGAAACUGAGGAAAACUACAGAAGACAACCAGGAGCUGGUCUCACGUUGGAUGGCAGAGAAAGCACAAGAAGCCAAUCGUUUGAAUGCAGAAAAUGAAAAGGAUUCCAGGAGACGACAAGCCAGGCUGCAGAAGGAGCUGGCAGAAGCUGCCAAAGAACCCCUGCCUGUUGAACCCAGGGAUGAUGAUAUUGAGGUGCUGGCAGAUGAAACCUCCGACACAGCCGAGGAGACGUCCCCGGUGCGAGCCGGCACCCGGCCAGCCAGUAAGCGACUCUCCCAGCCAGCUGGAGGCCUUCUGGACUCUAUCACUAAUAUCUUUGGGAGGCGUUCUGUGUCCUCGUUCCCUGCUCCCCAGGAUAAUGUAGAGCCACAUCCAGGUGCCAGUAAAGAAGUGAGAGUGCCCACUACUGCCAUAUGUGUCUUUGAUGCCCAUGAUGGGGAGGUGAACGCAGUGCAGUUCAGCCCUGGCUCCCGGUUGCUGGCGACAGGAGGCAUGGACCGGAGGGUUAAGCUUUGGGAAGUCCUGGGAGAUAGGUGUGAGCCCAAAGGUUCCCUCUCUGGUAGUAAUGCUGGGAUUACAAGCAUAGAAUUUGAUAGUGCUGGUUCUUACCUCUUAGCAGCAUCAAAUGACUUUGCCAGCAGAAUCUGGACAGUUGAUGACAAUCGAUUACGGCACACCCUGACGGGGCACAGCGGCAAAGUGCUGUCAGCCAAGUUCCUGCUGGACAACGCGCGCAUCGUGUCGGGGAGUCACGACAGGACCCUCAAGCUCUGGGACCUCCGCAGCAAAGUUUGUAUAAAAACAGUGUUUGCAGGAUCUAGCUGCAAUGACAUCGUAUGUACUGAGCAAUGUGUAAUGAGUGGACAUUUUGAUAAGAAAAUCCGUUUCUGGGACAUCAGGACUGAAAGCAUAGUAAAAGAACUGGAGCUGCUUGGAAGAAUCACAGCUCUUGACCUGAACUCAGAGAGAACAGAGCUAUUGACCUGCUCCCGUGAUGAUCUACUGAAGAUCAUUGACCUGCGGGUUGGUGCUGUCAAGCAGACGUUCAGUGCCCAGGGAUUCAAGUGUGGCUCUGACUGGACAAGAGUUGUGUUCAGCCCUGAUGGCAACUAUGUGGCUGCUGGUUCAGCUGAUGGGGCUCUCUAUGUUUGGAAUGUGCUGACUGGGAAAUUGGAGAGGACACUUGCAAAGCAUCACAGUUCUUCUAUCAAUGCAGUUGCGUGGUCCCCAGCGGGUACCCACGUUGUCAGUGUGGACAAAGGAAACAAGGCUGUCUUGUGGUCUGAGUUCUGACUGGAUGGAGGGUGAGAGGCAGAGCAUCCUGUCCUGCUGUGUGGUGCUGCUGGUCCGUGGCUGGACAAAAGGGAGACCCCGAGCCCAGACCCACCCUUGGGCGGGAUACGAAGAAGCGCGUGGGCUUCGCUUUCCAGGGGAAAGUCCUAAAGCAAUGGAGAAGGGGCCUGAGUCAGAGACUUCUUAUGGCCAUAACUGCACUGUGGCACUCGGACUCAGCAAGGGAUUAGCUGUUCUGGAUGGAGAAUUCUACUGAGUCAUGCCUUUACAUGCAUUAUCUAUGCACCAAGUGAAGCUGAAGAUGCUAGUGGGAUUCCUCAGCAGACAGCUGUGCCAAAUACCCUGUCACACUAAUGUAUCUACAGCACUUCUGAGUUGGGAACGUUGGGAAGAAGAUACUGUAUAUGCUGACUUAACACAUGUCCCCUCUCCCUUGUUCUGCUCUUGUUGGCCUAGUUCAGGCAUGGGGUGAGAAGAUCCUGACGUGUGGACAGGUCAUAGGCAGGCUGAAGUGUCGGAACAGCUUUUCAAGAGAGUCUCCCUGGGCCCUGGCAGCUCUGCCUUUGAGUUACCAGCUCAAUUCAGAGCUCCUCUCAUCCUGACACAGGUUCUGCAGCACUGUCAUGGGAACUCUUUAGACCAGUUUCACGUGUUCUUAAGGCAGUGUCUGUUCUUCAGGACUUCUGCACUCUGUUGAUAAAACGCCCUUCAGCAGCUUGGGUAUCACAAAAUAGGAGACUUUUCCUCUUUUAUGCCACGGGCAGUUGGGUUGCUGGGUGGGAAGAGAGAGAGGUUCAACUCCUGUUGUGCUGCUGUGACAAGGAAUGUAGUCAUACUGUGACUUCAGUACCAGAAUAUUGAUGUUUUGGUCCCUUUUCCUCUUCAUCUGUCCUGUCUUGACGGCUGCCAGCAGAACACAGGGGAGUAGCAGUGGGGCUAAAUCCCAGAUCUCUUGUUUUGGUGCUGGCAAUUCCAGGCCACUUGCCCCCUUCUCGAGCACACGUGCAAUAUUGCUGUGAGCGCUGGAGCCCUCUGUGCUACGAGCAGUGGCUUGGCUCAGCCCCUGUCGAAGCAUCCAAAACCAUGAUGUGGCUGGGCCUGAGCUACCUGGCACAACUUUCUCCAGCCAAACCUUUCCACGUCAUCUGGGCCUCGAGACAAGCCACCAGCGUUUUAUUGCCUUUUUAUUUGCACUUUAUUUUCUUCUUUCCUGAUAGUGUUUUACUGAGAAUUGUGUUCUUGGGAGGGGCUGGAUUAGGGGGCAGCUGCUGUAACAAGCAUCUCUCUAACCUGGCCUUUUGUUCAGACACGUUCUGCAGAGGGGAAUGAGAGUAUACAGGGCAAAGGUUUUAUUUAUUUGGCUGCCCAGAAGAACUUGAUUGUAAAUAAACUUGUGUUCUGCUUUUAAAACCCCACAA
Molecule: messenger RNA, 3326 nt
Organism: Colius striatus (speckled mousebird)
Lineage: Eukaryota; Metazoa; Chordata; Aves; Coliiformes; Coliidae
Gene: ATG16L1
Product: autophagy related 16 like 1
Exons: 18
Coding region: 82-1908 (608 amino acids)
Biological process (GO): negative stranded viral RNA replication; autophagosome assembly
Cellular component (GO): autophagosome membrane
Molecular function (GO): protein binding
Source: RefSeq, a predicted model, not a curated record